AUUUCAUGAGGCGGAAGAACGCGCCAGCAGCAGCGAGCUCCCGGUUCUCCUCGGCGGAUCGUGUCCAUCGCCUCCCCGCAACAUGUGCACGCCGUGUUGUAUCUCGCAGCUGGCCUGCUGCUGCGGCGCCGCGGCCUGCUCCUGCUGCUGCGGCUGCUGCCCUCAGAUCAAACAGUCCACAGGCACCCGCAUCAUGUAUGCCUUCUACUUCCUGCUGGUCACCGCCAUCUGUGUCAUCAUGAUGUCCCCCACCGUGGAGCAGCAGAUGAAGCUCAAUAUCCCCUUCUACCGCGAGAUGUGUGAGAAGAUGAAUGCAGGCGAGAACUGCACAACCCUGGUGGGCUACUCUGCCGUCUACAAGGUGUGCUUCGGCAUGGCCUGCUUCUUCCUCCUGUUCGCCCUCUUCACCGUGCGCAUCAACAACAGCACGGGCUGCAGGGCGGCCGUGCACAACGGGUUCUGGUUGCUGAAGUUCAUCGUGCUGGUGGCGUGCUGCACGGGAGCCUUCUUCAUCCCGGAGGAGGAACUCUUUCUGGAAGUGUGGCGCUACAUCGGAGCGGCCGGCGGCUUCUUCUUCCUGCUGAUCCAGCUCCGGCUGCUGGUGGAGUUCGCACACAGAUGGAACACAAACUGGAGUUCGGGCGUGGCGUAUAACCGGCUGUGGUACGCGGCGUUGGCCCUGGUGACCCUGCUGCUGUUCAGCGGCGCCGUGGCGGCGCUGGUGUUCAUGGGCGUGUUCUACACCGACCCCGAGGCCUGCUUCCUGAACAAGGUCUUCCUGGGGGUCAACGGCGGCCUGUGCCUCGUCGUGUCGCUGCUCGCCAUCUCGCCCUGCAUUCAGAAACUGCAGCCCACGUCCGGCCUGCUGCAGCCGGGCAUCAUCAGUGUGUACGUCAUGUACCUCACCUUCUCCGCCUUCACCAGCAAGCCAAAGGAAUUCGUGGAGCGAGACGGCGUGAACGCCACGGUGUGCGUCUUCUUCUUCAACUCCGAGAACACGGAAAGCGACAAGAAGAUCGUCACAGCGUUUGGGACCGUGAUCCUCUUUGUCUGCAUCCUCUACUCUUGCCUGACCUCCACCACCAGGAGGAGCUCUGCGGCGCUGCGAGGGUUUAGGAACAGUGAGCCGGCGACCGAGAGAGCUCGCUGCUGUUUCUGCUUUGGAGAUGACCCAGACGAGUACGAUGAGAAGCAUGCCGGAGGCCAGAACGUGAUGUACGACGAGAGAGAAGGAACCAUCUACAGCUACUCCUACUUCCAUUCCGUCUUCUUCCUGGGAUCCCUGUACGUCAUGAUGACCGUCACCAACUGGUUCCAUUACGAUGGCCAUAAGAUCGAGAAGCUGUUGGACGGGAGCUGGUCGGUGUUCUGGAUCAAGAUGGCCUCCUGCUGGGUCUGCCUCGCCCUCUACAUGUGGACCCUCGUGGCUCCCAUGGUCUGCCCCAAGCGCUUUGAGGCCUGAGAGCCCCCCCCCUAAACUAGAGUCAGGCUCCUCUGAUUCCCGGGGCGUGGCCAGGCGGACGCUGAGCCAAGGGACAACCCCCCCCACCCUGGGCCAAGGGACAACCCCCCCCCCCCAAACCCAGCCCUCCCCUCAGUGUUCAACAUGGAGGAUCAUCUGUUGCCUUUUGUUUUAUAUGUUAGUGUUUUACUUUGUUUUACAACGCUAAUAUCUCAAUGGGAAAUGUUUUAUCUACUAUGACCACUUACUCAUGGAGUUGUCUCAUUACGUAUUGAUUUGGAGUUACAUAAAGAAUCCUGGGAGUUAAAUGGUGAAACAUGAGAAGCAUCAGCCCUUAUAGAUCCCUUCAUCAUUUUAGGUGUGUGUGUGUGUGUGUGUGUGUGUGUGUGUGUGUGUGUGUGUGUGUGUGUGUGUGAGACAUUUCCGUUGUUUACAGUCGGACCACAAAGUUGUAGCAACGUUUUGGGACAAAUGUAUUUCGGUUUGAAAUGUCACGAGAAAAAAUGAUUUAUUUAAGUAUCAUAGAUCAUUUUGUGAAUUGAGUUGGAUUUGUUUGUUUGUUUAAGAUCUCAUCUCACAGGCUGUGUGUGCUUUCUUAUAUUGCUCUCUUUUGUAGAAGUUUUCUAUGCAACGGAAAAAGACCUUUUCGAUAUUAGUUGUGAAGUUUCCACUUCGAUUUACAAGGAUGUUCCAGAUUUUAUUAGCGUCAGCGCUCCCUUUGAGCCACAUCUUUUCUUCGGAAAGUCCGUGUCAUCUUUACAACAUGUCCAGCCUAGUUGUUGUUGUUGAACUCUGUGCUCUUCAAAUCAACCUGCCUUAUCAAGAGUGAUGUUAGAGUGGUCGCCUCGCUGGAAGAGCUGCAGUGCCACAGAUGAGGAAUGUUUGCCAAAGGUAGAUAUCAGACAACAAUAAACUGAGUGGUCAGCAACAGAAAUAUAGAAGUGAGAACAUGAAGUAUUUGCAUGCACAAACACUUAAAUCAGAUGUUUCUGUACAUUUAUCUGGGCUUUUGUUUCAAGUGUCCGCUUAUAUUGGUGGCCAGAAUAAGGUAGCAUGAAUGCUUUUAUUAGCAAGUUAUUCAACACGAAACAAUUAAAAUGUACAUAAACCACCACCUGUUUUCCUGUGCAACACACUUUUUUUGUAUUGUAAAAAAAUUACAAUUUAUUCGUCGACUGCAAGUCAUUUUUGUUUCUCAUUCAUCAAUUUAUCAUAAUGUCCCUUUGUCUGAUUUUAUGACAUGUUCAAAGUCUUCUGUGGAUUCAUUCAGUUUGUGUUUUGUUGACUGGAUGUUGUUUGGGAAACAUUUCCUCAUUUUAACUCUUGGUAUGUAGAAAUGUAACGGUGCUCUCCAGCUUUGAUAUGAAUCUAAAGUCCUGAGCGUCACCAGAACACGCAGCAACACGUUGGGACCAGUAACGAUUUCAAUAAAACAGCCAUCAAACGCCA
Molecule: messenger RNA, 2911 nt
Organism: Pseudoliparis swirei
Lineage: Eukaryota; Metazoa; Chordata; Actinopteri; Perciformes; Liparidae
Gene: serinc5
Product: serine incorporator 5
Exons: 12
Coding region: 83-1462 (459 amino acids)
Cellular component (GO): membrane
Source: RefSeq, a predicted model, not a curated record